AUGUCUGGCGUUUGUCCACCGGUUGUUUUGUUGAUACUUGGCUGUGCACUACUAAGAAAUGUUAGACAAGUCGUUCAUCGACGCAUCCAGCCGACAGGUAUUGUCUCACAAGCACUCGCUGUUAGUCCAUAUUAUAUUCAACAAAUCGAUGCACAAUUAACAAAUAUGCUUUUAUUACAAUCUUUUGUUGCGAUACCUUCGUUUUUUCCCUAUGGAGCUCAGAAUCUUUACUCGAAUAUUACUGAAGAUUGGUACAAAUCACCAUUAAGAUUAGCUUGGGAAACUGUUUUUAUUGAAUUGAUACGUCUUUUCUCUUAUUUAUUCUAUAGCACUAGUUUUUAUGUCUCAUUCUACUCAAGUCGUAACUUUCGUAAAGCAGUUUUACAAGUACUUCGAAUAGAACGAUUUCAAAUGUCUACUGAUUCAGCAAAUACACGUGCUCAAAUGAUUUCAGCCAAUGUUGGACGCAAAAAUGAACAUAAACCAGCAUAG
Messenger RNA from Rotaria sp. Silwood1, 492 nucleotides. Lineage: Eukaryota; Metazoa; Rotifera; Eurotatoria; Philodinida; Philodinidae. The record is from the annotation of a GenBank genome assembly.